Molecule: messenger RNA, 2218 nt
Organism: Agrilus planipennis (emerald ash borer)
Lineage: Eukaryota; Metazoa; Arthropoda; Insecta; Coleoptera; Buprestidae
Gene: pkaap
Product: A-kinase anchor protein 10, mitochondrial
Exons: 3
Coding region: 148-1887 (579 amino acids)
Biological process (GO): intracellular protein localization
Cellular component (GO): plasma membrane
Molecular function (GO): protein kinase A binding
Source: RefSeq, a predicted model, not a curated record
GUCUACUUGUCAACAGUCAAGUGUCAGAUCAAGAGUUUAGAAAAUUGAUAUAAUGUUUUGAUAGCGAUAACUGUAAAACUGGAUAAUUAAAGGAUUAAAAUUUAUUGCAUAACAACAGUAUUAGCAUACAAAUGUUUAUAAUAAACGAUGCUCCAAUUUUGGAAGAAAUCAGGCCAUAAAGAGAAAAUUAAUAUUUCUCCUAUAAGAAAUGAUUCAAAUAGUCCUACACACUCAAGAUUUGACGAAAAUGCUUCAAAUAUUUAUGAAGAUCAAACAAAAAAUGUCAAUGUCAAUCUUUUAGAAGAUGAGGGCCUUUCUGACACAGAAGAAAGUGAUUUGGGAAAGGAUCAUUCUCGUUUAUCUAAAACUCUCCAAGAAGUGUUCAGUGAUAGGUCUGCAUUAGAUUACUUUGUACAAUUUCUUGAUUCGAAAGAUUGCUCCUCUUUGAUACAUUGCUGGUUAGAUAUUGAGGACUUUAAAGCAUGUGUAGAUAGAGAAAUUAGACAUAGAAAACGAAGGAAUGGGAAUGGCUGCAGUCAAAAAUUUUUGUCACCUGCACGAAGUAUUAAGAUAGACCAUGAUAGUUUAUCAGUAAGCACAGAUGGAGAUUCCUUCACGAUUGAUUCAUGUAGUUUGACUGAAUUUUCGUCAUUAGAAAAUAAACCAAAGAUAGAAGAAAUUAACUGCAGUCUUCAUGAUGAAAAUUGUAAAAAAAGCGAUUCUAAAUUAGAAAUAUUAAAUAUUUAUAAUCAUGACACAACAAAAAAAGAUGGAUCAUCCAGUAAUACUGACGAUCCACAGGACGAUCUAACAGAAACGGCUUUAAGAAUUUUUAAAAAGUAUAUUUCUUUAGAAGCCGAUGAAAACAUUAAUUGUUCUGAGGAUAUUCGAAAAGAUGUGAUAGAAAACAUAUGCACAACAGAAAAACUGGUAGACCCCGAUUGUUUUACAAGAGUACAGAAUUAUAUUUAUGAAAUGUUGGAUAAAGAAUAUUUUAACUCAUUUCUAAACAGCGAUUACUUUUGUAGACAUCAAAUAGAUGUACUUACAAGUGGCAAUGUUACACUAGAAGAUAUACUUUUUAACGAAACGGCACUAUUUUAUUUCAUGGAAUUCCUUGAACAAGAAAAUCAGCGACAUUUGCUUGAAUUCUGGAUUGCAGCAAGCAAUUUUCAACAGCAGUUGCGAGACCAGAAAGACUUUUUAGAUCCUGCAGAAGUACAGGGUGAUGCUGUGGUGCUGUAUGAUAAAUAUUUUUCACUUCAAGCUCAUUGUCCAUUGGGGUUCAGUGAUAAAGUCAGAUUAGCUGUAGAACAAAGUAUUUGUGGAGAAAAUGGUGUAAAUUAUGACUGUUUCCAUUUACCUCUGAAAAUAGUUGAGAAAUACUUGGAAAAGAACUACUUUAAAAAUUUCUUGUGCUCUCAGUUGUAUUACAAAUAUCUUUCAGAGCUUAUAAAUGCCGUUCAAAAUUCGUGUUCACAUGGUGCAAAUAAGCAUAAAAGAACUCCAUCAGAUUGCAGUAGUGAGAAAAGCUUUAGUACAACAACUACAUUUUUGGCGAUGGAAAACCCCAAUAAUAAGUGGAAAACUGAUAAAAAAGCUGCCGAUAUGAAUAUCGAUACAAGGCAGCUGUACGAUCCCGAUGCUUUAUGGAAACGACGAAAAAAACACAGGCUCUCUUUAGGAAGAGUAAACGCGUUAGGACGAUACGAACCUGAUUUUGAACCUGAUCCUGGAAAGAAAUCUGAAUCGAAAUUAAGAAAUGUGGUAAGAAAAUUUGUUAACUUAGACGAAGAUAAGCAGAAAGAAGAAAUGGCUUGGCAGGUCGCAGAAAUGAUUAUUAAAGACAUAACGAGUAUUACUCUUAAUGAACAAAAGCCUUCCUAGUCAUAAGAAGCAUUUUUAUUAAUUAUAUCUUCAUUUUUAAAUACGAACUUUAUUCUUAUAAAUAAGAAAGCAGAAUUAGUAUUUAUGAUAUAAGGAUAUUUAUAAUAGUGCUCUUUAUUUUUCAAAUAUUUACGGUUCUCUAUUAUUCAUUAAAGCAAUAGAUAAUUUAAUUAAAGAUAAUAAAUUGAUUUUAUACCAAUUGCUAGGCAAACUGAAUGAUCAAUUAUGUGGUUUUUUUAUUUUUGAUAUAUGUAAUGCACAAGUAUUAGUUAAUUAAUUUCUUCUUUUCUCAACUAAACACUUUUCAUUUCAAUAUAAGCCUCUUUUUAAA